Ictalurus furcatus (blue catfish) is the source of this 1482-nucleotide messenger RNA. RefSeq names its product transmembrane protein 70 (gene tmem70). Gene Ontology annotation, cellular component: mitochondrial membrane. The record is from RefSeq and is a predicted model, not a curated record. Gene Ontology annotation, biological process: mitochondrial proton-transporting ATP synthase complex assembly. The transcript has 3 exons. Lineage: Eukaryota; Metazoa; Chordata; Actinopteri; Siluriformes; Ictaluridae. Bases 132 to 878 code for a protein of 248 amino acids.
UUUUGGUUAAUUAUAUCGAGACACUAAUAACAGUCGGCUUCCAGGGGGUCGCGCUGUUGAAGUACUUCCGGGUUGUACAUGGCGGCUCUGCAGUAAUCCGAAUAGGUAGAAUAACGUUAACGUUUCUGAAAAUGUUCCAUUUAAAUGUCUUACCGAGGUUUAGAUUUAUCUCAAGAAAUCAGCAGAUAUUAAAACACAUCCACCGAGGCAGCGUUUAUUUCCUGAGCAGCUCUCAGACAACAUCUUCUGCUCUGAACAAUAACCAUCAUUUACUGCAGUCAGUCCAGAGGACAUCCUUAACAUCCUUAACAUCCUUAAGAUCCCAGAGAAAUCAGAUUCGACCCUGCGCGUACGGACGAUGUUAUUCCUCACUGCCGGGCAGUACUGACGACGGAAUUCUGAUCUACACCGGCAAUCUGGGCAAGGCCGUGCUCGGCGUGAAGUUUUUCUCCUACUCCAGUAGCAUGUUCAGUUUGUGUGUGAUGCCCCUCGUCCUCAUGAAGACGGGCAUCGGCAUGAGCAGCUUUGCGAUGAAGGCGGCUUUCUGCGGUUUUAUCGGCUUCUUCACGUUCCUGACUCCGGUCCUCCUCCACCUCAUCACCAAAGGCUACGUGGUGCGCUUGUAUCACGACAAAGAGACGGACAUGUACACGGCUGUCACGUACAGCGCGCUGCUGGUGGAGAAGAAGACCACGUUUCACCAGAGCGACGUGAAAGUCCCAGACGUGAGCCGAAUGUUCACGAGUUUCUACGCCAAGAAGCAGUCGAUGCUCAUAAACCCGAUGCUGUUCGACAUGCCACACGACUACAAUCACCUCAUGGGCUACGAUCAGCCUUUCUCCUUCGACCCGGACGACAUCAGUAAUGAUAAAAAUUAGCCGUUGUCACUCAUUUUAAUUUAAAACAUAAUAAAAGUUUAUUAAGAAAGCACUUGACUUGUGAUGAAAUGAAGAAAAUGUAAGAUAAAUAAUGAUCUUGCAUUUUCUUGGAGUACAAAUUGCUUGGUAUAUCUUGUAAAACUUGGUAUAUAAAUUAUUCCUUGAUAGAAGGGAGUUUUGUCCUCCAUAACUGAUAAGAUUGCUGAGAAGGACAAUGAUCCUUCCAAAAUAUUGAUCUUUAGACGGCAAUUGUUUUUAUAACAACAUUGUAUUAAAUAAAAAUAGAUUGUAUGGCAUCUUCUUAAUGGAGUAGGAUCUUUCCUCAGACCUCAGAGGCUCACUAGUGUUAGCACUGAUUAUGAACAUGUACUCUGAAUUCCUCUCAGAACCCCCGUCAGGUUAGCUUAUGUUAGCCAAAAAGCUACCAGUGAAAACCAUAAACAAGUCCUCUAAAACAUCAUGUGAGAUUAGGUUAUGUUAGCUAGCUAGCAUAGCUGUGAAAGUUAAACACAUUUUUUUUUGUUGCAAAAACUCAUCUAAAAUCCUGUCAGCUUAGCUUAUGUUAGUUAGCUAACAAAUGUUAGCGUUGAGAAUUAUAAACACA